AUGUCCACUCCUGUCCGGCCAAUUUCGGAUAUAUACACCGGUGGACGUAUAAAAAGACACCCCUCCCUUCUAAAGUCUAAGCCACCUCUUCCCCCGCGUACACAAGAACUACGAACCGUAAUUGAAGAAAAUGACCAGCAACCUUCUACAGCCUCACGGCCAGCUCUUCCCCCACGUGAAACAAAGACAGCCGCCGACUUUUAUAAUUCACCAGCCAAGUCGAAAAGUAGAGACAAGAGGACUGAUGAUUCAACAGUGAAAAAGAAAAAGAGAACGUCUUUGUUUCGAAUGUCGAUGACAUUCAUCAAUGGUGAUGGUUCUCAGAAGAACACCUCCGAUGAAAAGGAUGAUAAUGUUUUGAUACCGCCUCCAGAAUUACCACCACGACCAUCCGUACCUCGCAGUCUACAAAAAUACAAACGUUGGAAUCGACGCAGUUCCGUCUCCCCGGCCGACAAAGCACUUCCUAAUCUUCCUCCACCCAUAAUCCUUGGAAAAGGCAGCAACAAGUUUUACAGAAAAUUCGAUGCAUGGUUCGCCAAGAAGUGUCCAAAAGUAUACAUAUAUCGUCAUGCUUUGUAUGUUGGUCUUGGAUUGUUUUUGCUUGGUCUUUUCGUGAUCAUUAUUUGUGCUGCUGCAGGAUCGUUUGCAAAAGAUCACGAAAACAAAGGAGCCAACAGUAGUGGAAAAGGGGGAGAUGGCGAUGUGGGAACCGGUGGAUUAGACCUGACUGGUUCUGGGGACGGUACUUAUUAUGAUCCCGGAAUUGGCACGGGUUCGUGCGGGACUUUGCAUACGGCUGACGAGAUGGUAGCCGCUUUGAAUGCUCCCCAAUACGGUAACUAUGCUAAUCCGAACGACUCACCAGUCUGCGGUAAAUGUGUUCAGGUCACUGGACCUAAGGGGACUGUUAAAGUAAAAAUAGUAGACAAGUGCCCUGUAUGUAAAAACGGUGAUAUUGACCUAUCCCCUGCUGCAUUUGAUAAAAUUGCUGAUGAGGCCGUUGGUCGUGUUCCGGUCACGUGGAAAGGCU
Molecule: messenger RNA, 1033 nt
Organism: Paraglomus occultum
Lineage: Eukaryota; Fungi; Glomeromycota; Glomeromycetes; Paraglomerales; Paraglomeraceae
Source: the annotation of a GenBank genome assembly